AAAUAUUUUGGAAUUGGAUGAUUCCUUUUCUUUCCAUUUGCCUCGGUUGCAUUUGCCAUUGUAUUGUAAAUGUGAAAAUAUCUUAUUUGCUCAUUAUCACUAAGAUAGUACGAUAUGAAAGCAAACCUAAACAAAAAGAAUAUUGUUGUUAGUGCGAGUAAAAUAAUAUACGAUAUUCCUGAUUAAAAACACUAAAAUAGAAACCUGUGAACUUGACCAAGAAUGGCACCGAAAAAGAAAACUGAAAGUUCAUCUUUAUUACUGAAAAUACCAAAAGAAAAAAUAACGAAAGCUAAAAUAUCCAAACCAAAGAACGUUCUGAAAGUAAAAAUUCCAGUUAAAAUUCUUAAUAAUGUCAUUGGUGAGAAGAAGAAGACCUUGAAACAAAAAAGUCCUGCAGAAGUUGAAAUGAUGAAGAUGCUGACACAGAAUGAUGUGAAGAUAGACAGAAUGAAUGAAGUGGCUCUAGCACAAUUAGUUAAAGAUUGCCCUGUGGCAGUCACUGAGAGUGCCCCAGCCCCUGUGGCUAAGAAAAGAGGCAGGAAAAAGAAGAUACCGGAACCAGCUCCAAAGCGAAAGGCUUCCAAAAAAAUUCAACCAAUCAUAAGUCCGCCUCUAAAAAGACAAAAACGCAGGCAGCUGAAGCGAGGUAAGCCUGCGGAGAACAACUCCACCAUAACCUCCUCUUCUAUUCUGAGCUACAGUCAACCAGAAAUCAAAACACCUAUCAAGGACACACAGAAAACGGUCGCUAAAUCCCCUGUACUCCUUAACACCACAAAUAUCAAUAACCAUUCCAGAAGAACAUCUAUUACAAGUGCUCAAGCGUCAGAAUUGUCUUGGACCAAAGAUAUAUCCGGAUCCAGUACCACAACUUGCAUCACCGUCACCUCCAAUGACUUUGUGCGUAUAGACGGAAAACUGCCCGAACUAAAAUUAACUAAGCUAAAGAAAAGCCAAAUAGUCAAUAAUUUGUCAGAAGAAGCCAUCACCCAGAAGGAACAGGAGCGUUCCCUUUCAAAGUACAGCAUCGUCAGCUGUCUUUUAGAAGAACCCCUCACCAAGAAGAUAGAACUAGAGCAUUCCCUUUCAGAAGACAGCAGCAGCAGCAGCAGCAGCAGCUCUUCUAGUUCGUCUUCUAGUUCCUCCCAAAGCGAUAAAACUGCGAUGGAAAACGGCUUAAACUUAAGCACAUCUUCAAUUACUGCUCCUCCUUACAGCCCGACUUAUACACCGCGCAAUCCUAGCUUCGAUAAAACUAAGCAGGACGAAGUUAGUUCAAUACUAGAAAUUAUUGCACCCAAAUUGAAACUCCUGAAGAAGGAAUUUCCUGAUAUGGCGAAUGAGGACGAGGAUUGCGCCAUGAGUUGCUUUAAGGAGAAGCUUGCUAAGUAUCUAAAGGAGGAGUACAAUACUAUAUUCGAUUGUGGAUUUCUAACCCCAAUUUUAUCGGACAGUUGUCUGCCAAAUACUACUGCUGCCGUAAUCGAACAGAAAAAUGGCGAAGAACGAGACUUGGUUAUGUCUAACCAUACUACGGUCUCCGAUAAAAGUGCUUGUGGUAAUUUUAACGAUACACCAAGCAAUAUUACGCGGCGACGGGACACUCACGAUUCUGACUUUUCUGACGAUGAUGUGCUGCAGCUUUACGCCACCGAUGACCUUGAUUCUAGCAGAAUGGGUAGCGCGGCUUCUAUCUUGGAGGAGUACGUGCCCCGACCCCUUAUCCAGAGGCCCCUCACCGCCGUGAGCUACCAACCUUCAAAGAUAGACGAGCUAGAAACCGCAAGUGCGAAAAAACCUGUAUGCGAGAAACAAAACGCUGAUUCUACUUCCAUACACAAGGAACCAGAACUACAUAAUGCUUCGAAUGAAACGCCUGCGACAAUAAAUGCAACUGGCCUGGUUCAGAAAUCCACAAAUAUGUCGACGGCAGAAAAUGAGAGACCACCGCUGACUAUCUCAUAUUACCCGUUCCCUUAUCGCUCUAGAAGCGCAGCGCUGGGUGACGUCUGCUUCUUUAAUUUGGCCUUAAAGUGUAACAAACAAGAUAUGUUUCACCUAACGCAUUUCCCUCACUGUCUCAUUGAAGAAAACGUGUUUAGGAUGCGAAUUUCCCAAAUUAGCGAAAUACAGUUCAUCCAAGAGUAUAAUAAUAUUGCGAGGUGGACAAGAUUGAGAAAGAAAUACGUCAAAUGCUUCAUCGACGAAUGCCAGAGACGAGAGUUGCCUAAAAUCCUAGUCGAAAUAGUUAUAGAUUUUCUUUUCAGAACCCCAAAUACAACAGGAGAUUAUGAAGAUCUCAGAGUUCAAGUAAUUGAACACGCUUUGGUACACCUCAACAGUUGGAACUUAACAGUUUGUGAACAGUUGCUCGAAUAUAAUAUGGGAGAUGAAGUCCUGUGUGAUAUGUUUAUAAAAAUAAUAGCAAAUUCACAAAAUUUUUCACGGUUCAAGAAGGUGUUUGUAAAUCUGACACAUUUCAUGGUUCGCGCGAAUCGGACGUUUGAAUUUGGUGUUGCAUGUCGAAUUCUAGAGAGAGUGACCAUUCUGCCCUUUGAAAACCCAUUGGCAAUGAGUCUGAUAUCGAUUUUAGGAAAUACUGAUAGGGAGAUCUUCAUGAACAGUAUGAUGAACAAGUUUGAACUGUCGUUGGAGACUAGUAACAAGGAGUUAUAUAAGAGGUAUUUGUCAAUCAAGAUAGAGGGUGUACCAAGUGUGGAGUUGAAGCCAGCCGGUGGGCCUGGUACGUCAUUGCCGCCCUCUUUGCCAUCCCCAUGUGCCAGUCGGGAGCUGGAACCGCUGAUUUUCAACCCGAAUAGCUCACAGGACUUUGAGCAGAGAUACACCUCUCCGGACACUACGAAUGUGGAUAAUGUGAACAAACUCGUCACGGAGCCAACUAUAAUACGGACUUUUAAUCACCUGGAUAGAAGGCCUCCGAACAUGGGCAUGUGCAUGCCGAGACCGCGGCCGCGGCCGCCGCCGCCGCGCCCGCGGGCUCCGAGUUACGCGUACCGCACAUGGACCGAGAGGAGCAUCUUGUCGCAGGUUCCGAGGAUGCCUUACAUGAGGCUGCCGAGGCCUAUGAAGCGGCCUCUGAUCCGACCAGAACGGCCGCCGCCUAAAUUCCAACGAAGAUAUGGGCCGGAAUAUUAAAUUUAAAUAAUAGACUAAGAGGUAAAUUUUCUAAGGUCAGUAAGUUUAAAUCGUUACUUUAUUAUAAAAUUUAAGUUGUGUAAGUAGUAAAAUGAAAACGGAUUAUAUCGCGUAUGUUUAUGAGUAACUAUCGCGGUAACCGAAGACAAUAUUUUUUCUAAAUAGUAGUUUUUUUAAUUGUUGGACGGUUAAAGCCUAUUUGAUUAGUUCACUUGUUGUAUAAAAUGUUUUAAUGUAUGAGUGCGAGUAAGACUCGUGGACUCGUUCUUAAGGAUACUAUAAAAUUAAUAUUACCCCUACUAUUGACAUUGGAUAAAUGGAUAUAUUUAAAACUUGAUGUGCUGACAAAAACUU
This is a messenger RNA of Cydia strobilella, 3513 nucleotides long. RefSeq lists its product as uncharacterized. The transcript is spliced from 6 exons. The record is from RefSeq and is a predicted model, not a curated record. NCBI's taxonomy places the organism in Eukaryota, Metazoa, Arthropoda, Insecta, Lepidoptera, Tortricidae. Bases 223 to 3159 code for a protein of 978 amino acids.